Molecule: messenger RNA, 3893 nt
Organism: Myotis lucifugus (little brown bat)
Lineage: Eukaryota; Metazoa; Chordata; Mammalia; Chiroptera; Vespertilionidae
Gene: XKR4
Product: XK related 4
Exons: 3
Coding region: 27-1985 (652 amino acids)
Biological process (GO): engulfment of apoptotic cell; phosphatidylserine exposure on apoptotic cell surface; apoptotic process involved in development
Cellular component (GO): plasma membrane
Source: RefSeq, a predicted model, not a curated record
GGGUUCUCCUCCGGUUUGGAGGCAUCAUGGCCGCUAAGUCAGACGGGAGGCUGAAAAUGAAGAAGAGCAGCGACGUGGCGUUCACCCCGCUGCAGAACUCAGACCACUCGGGUUCGGUGCAGGGAUUGGCUCCGGGCUUGCCGUCGGGGUCGGGAGCCGAGGACGAGGAGGCGGCUGGGGGCGGCUGCUGCCCGGACGGCGGCGGCUGUUCGCACUGCUGCUGCUGUUGCUCGGGCAGCGGUGGCUCGGGCGGCGGCUCCGGGGGCUCCGGCGGCCCGGGCGGCAGCGUUGGUGGCCCCGGCGGCGGGGCAAGCUCGGCGGCGCUGUGCCUGCGCCUGGGCGGGGAGCAACGGCGCUACUCGCUGUGGGACUGCCUCUGGAUCCUGGCCGCCGUGGCCGUGUACUUUGCGGACGUGGGCACGGACAUCUGGCUUGCCGUGGACUACUACUUGCGCGGCCAGCGCUGGUGGUUCGGACUCACGCUCUUCUUCGUGGUGCUUGGCUCGCUCUCAGUGCAAGUGUUCAGCUUCCGCUGGUUUGUUCACGAUUUCAGCACCGAGGACAGCGCCACCGCCGCCGCUGCCGCCUCCAGCUGCUCGCAGCCUGGAGCCGAUUGCAAGACGCUGGUUAGAAGUGGAUCUGCAGCCGCGGAAGGAGAGGUUCGUCCUUCCACGCCUCAAAGGCAAGCAUCCAACGCCAGCAAGAGCAACAUCGCCGCUCCCAACACUGGCAGCAACAGCAGCGGGGCCAGCGGCAAACACAGGUCUGCCUCCUGCUCCUUCUGCAUCUGGCUCCUGCAGUCACUCAUCCACAUCUUGCAGCUCGGGCAAAUCUGGAGAUAUUUCCACACAAUAUACUUAGGUAUUCGAAGCCGACAGAGUGGGGAGAAUGACAGAUGGAGGUUUUACUGGAAAAUGGUGUAUGAGUAUGCAGAUGUGAGUAUGCUGCAUUUGCUAGCCACCUUUCUGGAAAGUGCUCCACAGCUGGUCCUGCAGCUCUGCAUUAUCGUACAGACUCAUAGCUUACAGGCCCUCCAAGGUUUCACAGCGGCAGCCUCCCUGGUGUCUUUGGCUUGGGCCUUGGCCUCAUACCAGAAGGCCCUCCGGGACUCCCGAGAUGACAAGAAGCCCAUCAGCUACAUGGCUGUUGUCAUCCAGUUCUGCUGGCACUUCUUCACCAUCGCUGCCAGGGUCAUCACCUUUGCCCUCUUUGCCUCGGUUUUCCAGCUGUACUUUGGGAUCUUCAUCGUCCUUCACUGGUGCAUCAUGACCUUCUGGAUCGUCCACUGUGAGACAGAAUUCUGUAUCACCAAAUGGGAAGAGAUCGUGUUCGACAUGGUGGUGGGGAUCAUCUACAUCUUCAGCUGGUUCAACGUCAAGGAAGGCAGGACACGCUGCAGGCUCUUCAUUUACUAUUUUGUGAUCCUUUUGGAAAAUACAGCCUUGAGUGCCCUCUGGUACCUCUACAAGGCUCCCCAGAUUGCAGAUGCAUUUGCCAUCCCGGCGCUGUGUGUGGUGUUCAGCAGCUUUCUAACGGGCGUGGUUUUUAUGCUGAUGUAUUAUGCCUUCUUUCACCCCAACGGACCCAGAUUCGGGCAGUCACCAAGUUGUGCUUGUGAGGACCCCGUCGCUGCCUUCACCCUGCCUCCAGAAGUGGCCACGAGCACUCUGCGGUCCAUCUCCAACAACCGCAGUGUGGUCAGUGACCGCGACCAGAAAUUUGCAGAGCGGGAUGGGUGCGUACCUGUCUUUCAGGUGAGACCCACGGCCCCAUCCACCCCAUCAUCGCGCCCACCACGGAUUGAAGAAUCUGUCAUUAAAAUUGACCUGUUCAGGAAUAGGUACCCAGCGUGGGAGAGACAUGUUUUGGACCGAAGCCUCCGAAAGGCCAUUUUAGCCUUUGAAUGUUCCCCGUCUCCUCCAAGGCUGCAGUACAAAGAUGACGCCCUUAUUCAGGAGCGGUUGGAGUAUGAAACCACUUUAUAAAAACAAAAAGACUGGGAGGAGCCACAACUGCCAGAUAAAGGGUGGUGGCAGGCCUGUGGCAAUAAUGAAACUCCAUCCUCGAGUAGGGAAAUGAGCUGUCAUGCUUGUAGUCUGACCGUCGUCAUGGUUACUGUCUGACCCUCCAUCAGCUGACUGCCUGCUGCUGGUCUUCUUUCAAACAGCAGCCCCGACAGUCUCCUGCCACUGGGAGGACUCCUGGUUGCUACCAACUUCUCCUACACUGUCUUUCAGCGCAUCCACUGGAGGGUCCUAUGAAUAUGGAAAAUGUUGCCUCUGAUCCAUAGGGUGUUUUGAUGAAAUUAACUGAUCUCUGCAUAAAAAUAUAUUGUCAUAACACACAUACAUGCACACACAUACACUAACACACACACAACACCAGUCCUCUGUCAAAAUAGCUUAGGUGAUUUUUCUUGAUGAAAAGCUCUGAUUCUCACAGGAAUAUUAAAACCGGGAGAGAAUAUAUCCCUCAAGACUCCAGAAAAAAAGUAGUACUGCUUAGAAAAGAAUUCAUAAACCAUGCUCAUUUGGAAAUCAAUACAUACCAUGUGUGAAAAGCCUGUCCAGUGGACAGCAAACUCAAGUGUGUUUACACGUGUAUUAGGAGUGAAGGAAUGGUUCGUUUUCAACACAUUUCAGGAUUGGUUUUUUAAUCUUAAGUUUCCAGUUGAGAACAUCUUUAAUGACAGAAAUCCUAUGCAGCACAUGUAUGGCGUUUGGUAAGACCAAGGAGCUCGCUAACUUAGUGACAUAAAGUAAAUGGCAAUCGUGAUUCAGUAUUCAAUUGCAAAAAUUUAAUAAAUACCGGAAGAGAAAGUGGGAAAAAAGGCAAAAUGAGCGUCUGAUUUCUCGGCCUGUGCAGUGCACAUUGGAACGUAAGAGCAGAUUGGCGAGAGAGGACCGGGUUGGAACUGGAUGUGUCAGAUCUCAGAAGGCGUGGCUCUGCCUGAGCUCAGGUAGGCAUGAUUCCAGAACACGCCAUGCCCCAUCUUUCUAGUGCCAAACACCGUCCAAUCCCAGGAUUCACCUGGAAGCCCUGGAUAACUGAGAUGGAGCGGCAUGAGCCCCACAGAAGCGGAAACUAGAAUGAACAUUCAAGUUCUCCACUGUGUACAGACUCCCCCACCACCACCACCAAUUCAAGGUCAAAGUGAUGUGUCUUUUAGAGGCUUUGGGACACUUUUUAGUAAGUAUGAGCAGACAAAUGCAGUGAAUAUGCUAGGGGAAAACCCUUCUGAACUGAUUGAGGGCUUAUCACUAAAUCCAGUUAAGAUCUGCAUUUGAAUCAUUUGUAAAGUUGUACUCUUACAACAAGCUUCUGGUUUUAAAUACCUCCGUACAGCAAAUAAGCGUUCCCCAUUUUCUGUUCCCAGUGUCCUCGGUCAUGGUGCUUUUUGUUGCAUUAAAAGUGCCAGUCAAACUUUGAUAGUAUUUUUUUAUAAUUGGUGCAGAGUGGAAUAACUCAUGGAUUAUUUCAAUAUUUUUGUAAUAAAGAAAUAUAGGGUGUACAUAUAGGUAUCAUCACCUUUUUUAUAGACCUGGAACUGUUUAAAAUACUCUAAGCAUCACAAUUAUUUGGGAUGUCAGAAACUGGUCCACAAAUUCCAUCAGUCUGCCUUGGCAGAUUGAGAACACUUGUCUUUUGCAUAAUCACCCGACUGUGCCAUGUCUGUGUCCCCAGGAACCUGGCCAGGGGUGCUGUCAGGAUAUCAGGUGAUGAGAGAAUCAGCUUAACUAGAAAGGGCUUGUCAAGACUGACCAUUGUUUUCCAGGAAAUAAAAGAUGUAAAUGGUUACUUUCAUCCAUCCAUUAUGACAAACUUGACCACAGUGGAAGAUGUCUUAAAUUUCCUUCCCUAGUUUAUAUCAACCCAACUGACAUAUUAGUCAA